Messenger RNA from Camponotus floridanus (Florida carpenter ant), 1609 nucleotides. It is a transcript of the gene TfIIA-L, whose product is annotated as transcription initiation factor IIA subunit 1. Gene Ontology annotation, biological process: transcription by RNA polymerase II; transcription initiation at RNA polymerase II promoter. The record is from RefSeq and is a predicted model, not a curated record. NCBI's taxonomy places the organism in Eukaryota, Metazoa, Arthropoda, Insecta, Hymenoptera, Formicidae. The transcript has 7 exons. The coding region runs from base 372 to 1349 and encodes 325 amino acids. Gene Ontology annotation, cellular component: transcription factor TFIIA complex.
ACCAGUAGCAGCUGUUCGUGGCGAGUGAUGGCGAAGUGGAGCUGUUGUGCGUUUUGUGAAUGCGAACGGGUAUGAGCGAUCAGCGAGCGACGAUGCAUCGGUGUGGCUUCUAAGAAACAGGGGGGAUUGUCAUUUAGAUUAUCGUCGUUGUCGUUGCUUCCCCGGUUGAGCGAUCGUGUCUCUGAUCGUCAGCUCCACGAUGGCUCUCAGCCAGACAAGCGUAGUGAGUAGAUGAACGAACGAACAUAAAUCUGAAAUUAUACAAUACUGUGAUAGAGGAUGUAAUAGCAGGAGUACGGGAAUCGUUUAUAGAUGAAGGGGUGGAUGAACAGGUUCUCCAAGAACUUAAACAAAUAUGGGAAACAAAACUGAUGGCCAGCAAGGCUGUAGAAUUAAAUCCAGAUCCACCAGAACCACAAGUUCCUCAAAUCAACACGCACAAAGCUGUGUCUGUCAAUAAAGCUAAUGUAGGAAAUCAUUUUGUACAACCAUCUGCUGGAAAUACAGUGCCGCAAACACAACCUCAACAAUCGCAACAACAGACGCAGCAAGCGCAAUCGCAGCAGCAACAACCGGCACAAUCGCAGCAACACACGCAUCCUACUGGAACAUCGUUACAACAGCAACAACCCCAACAGCAUUCGACAACGCCAGUGCAACAAGUGGUAACUGCACCUGCUGCUGUACUUGACCGACAAGUGCCCAUACAGAUCACCCUACCUCCACAAGCUGGCAUUCCAGAUGGACCACAACGGAUUUUAAGCAUACAAGUUCCUGCAUCUGCUCUUCAAGGAAACCAGUUACAUACGAUUUUAACAGGUCCUGUAAUUUCCGCGGCUAUGGGUCUUCCAGCAAAUUUAGCUUCGACUUUGUUGCAACAACAUGUGAACUCUACGCUGCAAGGGCAAGCAACAUUAGCUCCUUUGCAAGUAAAUCAGCCACUUCAAGUGGUCACCCAAAGUACAAAUAGUGUCGUAACACAGAGGCCACCUCAAAAUCAACAACAAAAUAAUAUAAAUCAGUUAGAUGGAGGAGUGGGCGAUUCUACUGACGACGAUGAUGAAGAGGAAGAAGAUGAUAACGAUGAUGAUGAUGAAGAUCUUGAUGAAAAAGAGGAGGAAGAAAAUGAUGAAGCAGCAGCUCGUGAAGAGGAACCCUUAAAUUCCGAAGAUGACGUUACAGAUGAUGAUCCUGCUGAUCUCUUUGAUACAGACAAUGUAGUAGUCUGUCAGUAUGAUAAGAUUACAAGGAGUCGAAAUAAAUGGAAGUUUUAUCUCAAGGAUGGCAUAAUGAAUUUAAGUGGGAAAGACUAUGUAUUUCAAAAGGCAAAUGGGGAUGCUGAAUGGUAAUUCUAAGUGUGAUGUGAAUAUUGUGUUGCCUACAGGAAGCUCAGGGAUGUAAAGGCAACUUGAUGUGUUCACGUGAAGUGUUUCAUCUUAAUAAAAGAUGAUUCUUGUAUGGAUUGUGCAAAGCUGCUGCAACUGGAAUGGCAAUACAGGGGAACAAUGGCAAAAAUUAUUACAUUAUCAAAAAUAUGACAUUAUUUAAUAGCUUCAAUAUUGCUACUCUAAUUUCACACAUUGACUUAAACUAAAUUUAUCACAGAAAA